This is a messenger RNA of Chanos chanos (milkfish), 1470 nucleotides long. It is a transcript of the gene wdsub1, whose product is annotated as WD repeat, sterile alpha motif and U-box domain containing 1. NCBI's taxonomy places the organism in Eukaryota, Metazoa, Chordata, Actinopteri, Gonorynchiformes, Chanidae. Bases 1 to 1470 code for a protein of 489 amino acids. Gene Ontology annotation, molecular function: protein binding; ubiquitin-protein transferase activity. Gene Ontology annotation, biological process: protein ubiquitination. The transcript is spliced from 12 exons. The record is from RefSeq and is a predicted model, not a curated record.
AUGGUGUCUCUCAUUUGCACCUUACAAGACCACCGGGACGAUGUAAACUGGUGCGCGUUCUCCGGCACCUUGCUGGCUACGUGUUCGGCAGAUAAGACCAUUCGUGUGUAUUCCACCCGAGACUUUUCCGAGCUGCCUUUCUCCCCGCUCUCUGGUCAUGGCUACGGGGUCCACUGUUGCUGUUUCAGCGCUUGUGGUCAGUACCUUGCCUCGUGUUCCACAGACGCUACAACGGUUGUGUGGAGCAUGGACACCGGGGAGAUAGACGCCGUGUUGGAGCACCCAGGUAGAAGCCCCGUCAGAGUGUGCGCUUUCUCCCCGGGUUCCUCUCAUUUGGUGUCUGGUGCGUCGGACGGUACUUUAGCUCUGUGGGAUUUCCCCACAAAGACGUUACGCAGGACCGGGGCAGUACCUGACACUACCCUGGUGGCCUGCUCCUUUACUCCGUGUGGCCAGUAUUUCGUCACAGGGUCGACAUACGGAGACCUUCGGCUCUGGGACCUGAACGUGAACCAGCUCCAUGCAGAGAAAAAUGCCCAUGACCUCGGGGUCACCUGCUGCCAGUUUGCUUCUCAGAUCAUGAAAGAUGUAGAUGGGCGUGUGGUUCAGUUCCGUCUGGCCUCCUGUGGACAGGACAGCCUGUUAAAGGUUUGGACGGUUUCACGGCGGGCUUUGGCAGGCUGGAAGAUGCUUUUGGUCCACACGCUCUCUGGUCAGUCAGCGCCCGUUCUCUCCUGUGCCUUCUCUGCCGACGGACAGAUGCUUGUCUCUGGCUCUGUGGAUAAAACCGUUACGGUGUACGGAGCUAACGAUGGCAUCCUUCUCUACACUCUGAACCAGCACGAGAGGUACGUGACAGCAUGUGCCUUCUCCCCGACUGCUCCCAUCAUAGCGACCGGCUCCAUGGACAAAUCAGUCAACAUAUGGAGGGUGGAGGACGGCAGCAAUAGUGCCCAGGGCAAAUCUCUCCCUGAUGAAGCCGCGUCCGCCUCCUCUUACGAGAAAGCCAGGUUGCCGGGCCAUUCCAGACUGAUGGUGUGCGAGUGGUCAGAGGAUGACGUGUCUUCUUGGUUACGGGAGGAGGGACUUGACACGCUGGUGGACGCGUUUAAGGCCAACAACAUCGACGGCACUGAACUCCUGUCUCUGAGCAAGGAGUCGCUCAUCUCAGAGAUGCACAUCGAGUCAGUGGGUUUGCGGAGUAAAGUCCUGAGGAAGAUCGAGGAGCUGAAAUCGGCUUCGGUGUCCACGGGAGUCCCGGAAGAAUACCUCUGUCCAAUCACGCAGGAUAUCAUGAAAGACCCCGUCAUUGCUGCAGAUGGCUACUCGUACGAGCGGGAGGCCAUCGAGAGCUGGAUCAACACGAAGAGUCGUUCCAGUCCCAUGACCAACCUGCCCCUGCAGACCACUCUGCUUACCCCCAACCGUACUCUCAAAAUGGCCAUCUGCCGAUGGACCAACUGCCACUGA